GAGGAGUGUCGCGACUGUUGUGCUAGACUGUACGACAACCAAGUACAAAAGUGUAUCACUGCCACAACCGGCUACAAUGUCCCAUAAAGUACUCAUUAAUAUCUUUGGACUUAGUCAGUGCAAGAACUUUGGUAGCAUAGGGGAAUGAUCGAACAUUUGUUUGUUAUGACAGCUAGAUAGGUUAGUUACGUGUUUGAUAUAUUUUUGUUUUUGUUGUCAUCGUCACUCACAAUGUCACAAGAUCUUAGCAGCAGGAAACGUGGUCGAAAUAACUGUGAAGAGGAAUGCUGUGAUUUUAUGCCAUUAUCUAAAAGAAUUAACAACUUGCACAUCAAUGGGACUAUUUACAGCACUUGCGAACAACAUUCUGAACAUGCCAUUUUUAAGCAGGAUGGAACAGUGGAAGAGUGGAAUGGUUUGCAAAGUAUGAAAGAUGAACGGCUGCAGUCAACACGUUCACUGGGUCCCACAUGUGCCACAGACAAGAAUAGUGGCACUAAUUUUCACAGUGUUGAUGGCAACUUCAUAGAAAACAAUUGCGCCACAAGCCAGGAAUACCCAUGGAUGUCAGAGCACGUACUCAGCCAGUAUGCACCAUCUCUCACCGCUACUGAUAAUCCGUACUAUUAUGAAAACAAUAAACUAUUGUUUGCUCUGUACAUGGAACGGUUACAGAGAGGUGGAAUCCCUCUUUAUUAAUGCUAGUGUUCACAAACUUGAUGUUGCUGCAGCAGGAACAAAUUUUGUAGUUCUUAAAUAGUUUUCACGUGAAUAUGUAAGUAACAAUUUUUUCAGCUUCUGUCUCUUACUGGAGAAUACAUUUAAGCACCCACUGACAAAUUUGACCUUAUGCAUUUUUAUUAAAUUAUAACAUAGAGCAAAGUUUUAACUAAGAAUCUCGCAAAAAUACAGAAAUAUUUAGAAGACCCUUAGAAAAUAUUGGUGUAUUCAUUAUCCCUCUAACUUGUUUAAUACUGCCAAACGGUAUGAAGAAAUGAGAUGUUGUGUCAUUCACAAUGUAUAAUAUAUGUAUUAAUGUGUGUUUGUGCACUAGUUUUUGAAAAGUCUAUUGUUAAUGUCGUGUCUUUGUCCAAACCAAUGUUAGCCCAUCAUGUAAAAUACGGAGAGCACAAUGUCAUUUUCAAAUAAAGUCUAGUCAUAUUUUUUGUGUGAAACACAUGCAGCA
Molecule: messenger RNA, 1186 nt
Organism: Schistocerca americana (American grasshopper)
Lineage: Eukaryota; Metazoa; Arthropoda; Insecta; Orthoptera; Acrididae
Exons: 3
Coding region: 232-699 (155 amino acids)
Source: RefSeq, a predicted model, not a curated record